Abrus precatorius (Indian licorice) is the source of this 1122-nucleotide messenger RNA. RefSeq names its product putative ER lumen protein-retaining receptor C28H8.4. Gene Ontology annotation, biological process: protein retention in ER lumen. The transcript is spliced from 6 exons. Gene Ontology annotation, molecular function: ER lumen protein retrieval receptor activity. NCBI's taxonomy places the organism in Eukaryota, Viridiplantae, Streptophyta, Magnoliopsida, Fabales, Fabaceae. The record is from RefSeq and is a predicted model, not a curated record. Bases 126 to 944 code for a protein of 272 amino acids. Gene Ontology annotation, cellular component: membrane.
UUUUUGACACGUGUCCCACAAUCUGACAUUGGAAAGUUGGAACACGUUUUAGAUUAGUAAGAUUGAUAGAGAUUUAUCUUACGGAAGGAGAGAACAGAAGAGAAGAGAAGAAAUAAUCGGAGAAAAUGAAGGGAAGCAAGAGGGCGAUCCACACCAUGACGACAUGGGUUCGCCGACAACCACCCAAAAUGAAGGCCUUUCUGGCGGUGCUAUCGUGCCUCGCAGCCUUACUCUUCCUCAGAAUGGUCGUUCACGACCACGACACCCUCUUCGUCGUAGCCGAGCUUGUCCAUGCUUUAGGAAUUUCCGUCCUCAUUUACAAACUCACCAAGGAAAAAACAUGUGCCGGACUUUCGCUUAAAUCGCAGGAGAUGACAGCUUUGUUUCUAGCUGUUAGACUAUACUGCAGUUUUGUGAUGGAAUAUGAUAUACACACCAUACUGGAUAUGGCUACCUUGGUGACGACCCUCUGGGUCAUUUAUAUGAUACGCCUCAAACUCAAAGCUAGUUAUAUGGAUGAUAAGGACAACCUUGCAAUUUACUAUGUGGUGAUACCUUGCGCAGUGCUGUCCUUGUUUAUUCACCCAACAACCCGGCAUCAUACAAUUAAUAGGAUUCUCUGGGCAUUUUGUGUUUAUCUUGAAGCUGUGUCUGUUCUCCCUCAGCUGCGGGUCAUGCAGAACACAAAGAUUGUUGAACCAUUCACAGCACACUAUGUUUUUGCCCUUGGAGUUGCAAGGUUCUUGAGUUGUGCACAUUGGGUCCUUCAGGUGUUAGAUACUCGUGGACGUCUACUAACUGCUUUGGGUUACGGAUUGUGGCCUUCAAUGGUUCUUCUAUCAGAAAUUGUCCAAACUUUCAUCCUGGCAGAUUUUUGCUACUACUACGUCAAGAGUCUUGUUGGGGGACAGCUUGUUCUUCGACUUCCUUCAGGAGUGGUGUAACACUGUAACUUCAACAUGCAGCAUUCAGGAAAUCACCAUAGCUUGAGGAUCUUGAUAUGUUAUCUAUCUGCGGUCAUUAAGUGAACAAAGUUGAGAAUGUAAUAUAACAUAUGUAACUUUGUGGAAUUUUAAUUUAUCUUUGAUCAGUUCAGGUUAGUAUUGGUAGUUAACAGCAGGG